GGUCAGGGGCUUUUUCCAGACUAGGAAAAAAAAGAAAAAAAAAAAAAAAAACAGAAAGGAAGCCCGAGCGAGCUGGGGUUGGAGGUGGGGGGUGGGGGAAGGCUGGGGAGGGUGCAGGGGAGCGAAAGAGAAGGGCAGGCGAAGAAAGCGACUGCACUUGAGCGAAGCCUCAAACUCCUCUGUGCGCUCCAGGUUGUCAUUUUUGCUUCCUGGGUCCCCUUCGCCUGCGUCUCCGGGCUAGGAAAAGCCGGGCCGUGCGAGAGUCCGUCUGGAGUUGCAAAGUGUCUUCCUUCCCCGGGCGCAGCCUGUCCCCUCCCGCCGCCCACCUUCCUCGUUUCUGCACUCAUUUUAGCGACGCAGCCGCCGCUGCUACCUAUCCCGCGCUCCCGCGUCUCCUCCGCGCUGGGGUCUCCUCUUUCCUUUUGGUUUGGGUGAGAGAAAAAGAUGGUGAGGACGGGGAAUCGGAGACCGGUAUGGGGGUAAAAAAUCGUGCAGACAUUCGGAAUCGCCGCCUUGGAAACAUUUGCCUGAGCAACUGAAAUAAAAUUGGCAGUAGUAGUUUUGGAGCGUGCUCCAGCGAGGAUGGUCUUUUUGUUCAUUAUUUUCUCUUUAAAGUAAUAUCCUGUCACUUAGGGGCUUUCCGGUUGUCUCCACUUAUGCGACCCCCUUUCAAAAUUGCUGACUUGAGCUGGUUCUGGAGUUUAUUUUUUAAUAUGCGUGCGUGUGUAUGUGUAUGUGUGUGUAUGUUUUGCAGAAAUCCGCCAAAAUGCAACUGUAGGAACUGCUAGAUGUAUUUAUUGAUUUUGACCAGAGGCGGUGGGAAGGGGCUGGCGGGAGCUGGGGGAUCCUGGAGGGUGGGAAGUGGCUGAUUCUCGGUGGCCGGACGCUCAUCCAGAGCCUGAGCCGUACUCGUGUUUUCUUGGAAGCGCCACAACUGCGAGGAAGGAGUCUUUAGCAACCGUGCCAGUUUCAAUAUGGCGGGCUAAGGUGGCUUUUAAAAACUGAAAAUAAAGGUUUUGAGGUGGGAAAAAACCCAGCUGAAGUUUCCACCCCUUAGUUUCGACUCUCUUUGGCUACCCCAGGAAGCGCUUUAGCGAAUUAAGUGGGAAAAAAAAAAAGAAGGAAUGGGCUGUCCCGUUUUUUUUUUUUUUUUCCGUGGUUAGAGUCUGUGUGUCAAGUCCAUUGCUAGGGGGGAAAGGGAUGGAGAGGUGCUGCUGGCCCGGACCAGGGCACCGAAACGCAACUGUCGUGUGUGCCUGUGGAUUAAUGUGCAGGCCUGUGUGUGCGCAGUUUUUUUGGGUGUGCGUGUCAAAGAGAACCACCCCGAAUGUGUGUGUGCGUCUUGGAACCAGACCCUGCCAUGAUUUGACGUGACAAACUGCGGACACGUGGUGCAAAGUACAUGAGGGCAGAGGGAGUGAUUUAUUUUGGCUUUCUAGGAGACGAGCUAGCUCUCGCCGUGUGUGUGCUGGAUCCUGCGCGAGUAGAUCCCUCAGUAGGUGGGGCGAGGAGGUAAUUUUUUCUGCAGGAUGAAUUAAGAGAAGAGACACUUGCUCAUCAGGCAUGGAGAGCACUUUGUCAGCUUCCAAUAUGCAAGACCCUUCAUCUUCACCCUUGGAAAAGUGUCUCGGCUCAGCUAAUGGAAAUGGAGACCUUGAUUCUGAAGAAGGCUCAAGCUUGGAGGAAACUGGCUUUAACUGGGGAGAAUAUUUGGAAGAGACAGGAGCAAGUGCCGCUCCCCACACAUCAUUCAAACACGUUGAAAUCAGCAUUCAGAGCAACUUCCAGCCAGGAAUGAAAUUGGAAGUGGCUAAUAAGAAUAACCCGGACACGUACUGGGUGGCCACGAUCAUUACCACGUGCGGGCAGCUGCUGCUUCUGCGCUACUGCGGUUACGGGGAGGACCGCAGGGCCGACUUCUGGUGUGAUGUAGUCAUAGCGGAUUUGCACCCCGUGGGGUGGUGCACACAGAACAACAAGGUGUUGAUGCCGCCGGACGCAAUCAAAGAGAAGUACACAGACUGGACAGAAUUUCUCAUACGUGACUUGACCGGUUCGAGGACAGCACCCGCCAACCUCCUGGAAGGUCCUCUGCGAGGGAAAGGCCCUAUAGACCUCAUUACAGUUGGUUCCUUAAUAGAACUUCAGGAUUCCCAGAACCCUUUUCAGUACUGGAUAGUUAGUGUGAUUGAAAAUGUUGGAGGAAGAUUACGCCUUCGCUAUGUGGGAUUGGAGGACACUGAAUCCUAUGACCAGUGGUUGUUUUACUUGGAUUACAGACUUCGACCAGUUGGUUGGUGUCAAGAGAAUAAAUACAGAAUGGACCCACCUUCAGAAAUCUAUCCUUUGAAGAUGGCCUCUGAAUGGAAAUGUACUCUGGAAAAAUCCCUUAUUGAUGCUGCCAAAUUUCCUCUUCCAAUGGAAGUAUUUAAGGAUCACGCAGAUUUGCGAAGCCAUUUCUUCACAGUUGGGAUGAAGCUUGAGACAGUGAAUAUGUGUGAGCCCUUUUACAUCUCUCCUGCGUCGGUGACUAAGGUUUUUAACAAUCAUUUUUUUCAAGUGACUAUUGACGACCUAAGACCUGAACCAAGUAAACUGUCGAUGCUCUGCCAUGCAGAUUCUUUGGGGAUUUUGCCAGUACAAUGGUGCCUUAAAAAUGGAGUCAGCCUCACUCCUCCCAAAGGUCACUCUGGCCAGGACUUCGACUGGGCAGAUUAUCACAAGCAGCACGGGGCGCAGGAAGCCCCUCCCUUCUGCUUCCGAAAUAGGAGAGCUAGUGUGGAAUUGGAUGCAUGGAAGACAUUUCCCCAGGGAUGUUUAACAGAGGCUGUUAUGAAAGGAAUCGACACAGUAAAAUGCUUGACAUCAUUCAGUCGAGGUUUCACAAAGAACAUGAAACUUGAAGCUGUGAACCCCAGGAAUCCAGGAGAACUGUGUGUGGCCUCCGUUGUGAGCGUGAAGGGGCGGCUAAUGUGGCUUCACCUGGAAGGGCUGCAGACUCCUGUUCCAGAGGUCAUUGUUGAUGUGGAAUCCAUGGACAUCUUCCCAGUGGGCUGGUGUGAAGCCAAUUCUUAUCCUUUGACUGCACCACACAAAACAGUCUCACAAAAGAAGAGAAAGAUUGCAGUUGUGCAACCAGAGAAACAAUUGCCGCCCACAGUGCCUGUUAAGAAAAUACCUCAUGACCUUUGUUUAUUCCCUCACCUGGACACCACAGGAACCGUCAACGGGAAAUACUGCUGUCCUCAGCUCUUCAUCAACCACAGGUGUUUCUCAGGCCCUUACCUGAACAAAGGAAGGAUCGCAGAGCUACCUCAGUCGGUGGGACCGGGCAAAUGCGUGCUGGUUCUUAAAGAGGUUCUUAGCAUGAUAAUCAACGCGGCCUACAAGCCUGGAAGGGUAUUAAGAGAAUUACAGCUGGUAGAAGAUCCCCACUGGAAUUUCCAGGAGGAGACGUUGAAGGCCAAAUACAGAGGCAAAACGUACAGGGCUGUGGUCAAAAUCGUACGGACAUCUGACCAAGUCGCAAAUUUCUGCCGCCGAGUCUGUGCCAAGCUAGAGUGCUGUCCAAAUUUGUUUAGUCCUGUGCUGAUAUCUGAAAACUGCCCAGAGAACUGCUCCAUUCAUACCAAAACCAAAUACACCUAUUACUAUGGAAAGAGAAAGAAGAUCUCCAAGCCCCCCAUCGGGGAAAGCAACCCCGACAGUGGACACCCCAAACCCGCCAGGCGGAGGAAGCGACGGAAAUCCAUUUUCGUGCAGAAGAAACGGAGGUCUUCUGCCGUGGACUUCACCGCGGGCUCGGGGGAGGAUAGUGAAGAGGAGGACGCCGAUGGCAUGGACGAUGACACCGCCAGUGAGGAGACCGGUUCCGAGCUCCGGGAUGACCAGACGGACACCUCGUCGGCGGAGGUGCCCUUGGCCCGGCCCCGGAGGGCUGUCACCCUGCGGAGUGGCUCAGAGCCCGUGCGCCGGCCACCCCCAGAGAGGACACGAAGGGGCCGCAGGGCGCCGGCUGCCUCCUCAGCAGAGGAAGGGGAGAAGUGCCCGCCAACCAAGCCCGAGGGGACAGAGGACACAAAACAAGAGGAGGAGGAGAGACUGGUUCUGGAGAGCAACCCAUUGGAGUGGACGGUCACCGACGUGGUGAGGUUCAUUAAGCUGACAGACUGUGCCCCCUUGGCCAAGAUAUUUCAGGAGCAGGACAUUGACGGCCAAGCACUCCUGCUUCUGACCCUUCCGACAGUGCAGGAGUGCAUGGAGCUGAAGCUGGGGCCCGCCAUCAAGUUAUGCCACCAGAUUGAGAGAGUCAAAGUGGCUUUCUACACCCAGUAUGCCAACUGAGCCUGCCUUCGGGAGGUGGCCCAUUAUCGCUGCGAUGCGGUGUUUGUAAAGGUUUCCAGGACUGAAACUUUGAUUUUCCAGGAUAUGUUAAAUGGUACAGACUCUAAGUAUCACCAGAAAACCAGAAGGCCAGGAUCUUCUGCCUCCGCCAGCCUGUGAGCUGUUUCCAUGUUUUCAAAGCACAGCAGCAGUCGCUCCUGGGGAGUGCCAGUUAAAGUCAUGCGUCAGACCCUGCCGGACGUGGGCCUGCUUCUUGGCUCACCCACGGUUUGCCUUUCUCCCGCCCCAAACCAGGCAGCCCCCUUGGAGCAGGGUUUCCUAAGAUGAGGACUGCAUUCUUUGAAAAUGAAGAAUGUCACCAAGGAAGAAACCUCACUCCAUGCCGUAGUGUUUCCCGUAAUCACAUGAGCACAUUUACACAUGCAGUUUCUUAUGGAUAGGUAUGUGACCCUGGUUGAGUGGCACCUGCGGUUUCAUCUUGGUGGCAACUCCUUUGCAAUGCAGCUGGCAGCGACAUCCUUAUAAAAAGAUGUGCUAAAGCUCUGUCCUCUGUUAGAGGCGCCUUUUAGGAAUACGGGGAGUGAAGGAAGGCCGGCAGGCAUCUCCAUGCAACUAGAUGGCUGGUUAGUUUGUUUGUUUUGUUGUGUUUUUUGAGACAGUCUUGCUCUGUCGCCCAGGUUGGAAUGCAGUGGCGCAAUUUCAGCUCACUGCAACCUCUGUCUCCCGGGUUUCAGUGAUUCUCCUGCCUCAGCCUCCCAAGUAGCUGGGAUUACAGGCGCCCACCACCAUGCCCGGCUAAUUUUUGUAUUUUUGGUAGAGACAGGGUUUCACUAUGUUGGUCAGGCUGGUCUUGAACUCCCGAUCUCAAGUGAUCUGCCAGCCUCAACCUCCCAACGUGCUGGAAUUACAGGUGUGAGCCACCACGCCCCGGCCCAACUGGAUGGUUUUUGAUUGAAGCCUAGAACAUCUGUAGAGACAAACUCUACCCAGUCUUUUCUAGACCCUCAACUAUCUCCAAUGUUGUUGUUUAAUUGUAGCCAGAUCAGGGAGUGAGUCUUUUAGGCAAAUGUUGGUUUAUAUAUCAAAGGAAAAGCUUAGUUUCAGAGAAGAGGAAAGGAAAGAGAUGUGGGGGGAGCGUUUCAUGAACCAGCUACAUCCCCCUUAGAAGGAUCACUGCAGCAGGUCACUGAGCAGGAGUCCCUCUGAGCGUCCCUUCUGUCUCAUUCUGCCCCGGCUGGCCACAUAUGCACCAGGCACGAUGCAGCGUGAGCACUGAAUCUGGAGUCAGCCACUUGGCACCCUGGUUUUGCUGAGAACUAACUCUGAGAUCUUGGGUGACUUCUCAUCACUCUGGACCUCAGUUCCUGUGAAGCGACAGGUGUGGACACUGAGGGUGCAGUGGUGAGCACACUGUCUCCCGCUGGCGUUCAUCCCACUCAUGCUGGAAAGGAAGAUCCAGAUCAUACAAAAAUGAGAAAAAGAAAGAAUAAGAAGGGUCUGGUCCCAGUUCUGACCCGGCCAUUCCUACAGCCUUUCUGGCUUUGAAUUUGCUUGUGGAAUUUCUUGGGCAGUUGUGUGAAAUCUGCCAGGUCACGUGCAGACAAAGCUGUGGCUGCGAGAGUUGGCUGGCCUCUUGGACCAGAAGCCAUCUCCGUAUCCUCAUGAGCGAUUCCGUAUCUCCACUCCGACCUCGUGGACGACAGUGUUCCGCUGUGGUGGCUGCCAAGAUGCCUUUUUAAACGUAUGCAAGGAAACCAAACCCCUCCCGCACAGUUCCUGAGUGGACACUGGAAGCAGAGGCUUCGCACCCUUCCUGCUUUCUCACCACUGUUACCUUGAGCUCGUCCCUUGGACUAGAGUCUCCACAGUUCUGGUAAAAUUCUGCGGUGGGCUGAUGAGCUGCUUGCAUUUCUGUGACAUUUCCAGAUGUGAUUCUCGGUGGGAUUUUGGAAACUUUGAUUGCUCAAGCUCACCCUUCUUAACAUUCUGUAAUGGUUACAGAUGACAAUGGAAAACACAUAUUUUAUGGAUGAGGCGUUUUGGUCUCCCCUGCAGUCGAUUUCUAGAAUCAAGUUUUAGAGUUUGGCGGAUGCAUCUGCCUGGGGACCUCAGAUGGGAGGAGUGUGUCAUUUGUGCCCCGACAGAAAUGUCUCUGGGAUCCGUGGCUGGCUUGCCCCGGGCAUCUCUCCUUUAAGCUCAAGUUUUGACCUCUCCACGGUUUUCCACCCCUGCCUUCUCCGCCACAUGCUUUUGGCCUUAAACGCUCAGUCUCGUGGAGUUACACUGUCAAACGAUUGGAAAGGGCAUCCAUUUCCAGAUCUUUGGCAUUUUCCCUGCGCUGACUCUUUGAUGAUCCUUCACUGUGGCCUUUUCAAGCUGAGCUGUUUCUGUUUUAUUUGAGACGAGGAUGAGGGAAUGUGGUGGCCACAACAGAACAGGGACUUGCAGCACAAAUGUCACUUCUGUCUCCCUUUUCAGUGGUGGCAUGGAGGAGGAGGUGCUGCGUUGGAGGGAAGAGAUCCUGCAGGAGCUCUCUGGAGCCCAUCUAGGGAGCUGGAGUGUGUGGCCCACCAGGAGCUCAGGAAGGAUACAGCCACUGUCGCAGGGGCAAGUGUUUGCUUCUCAUGGAGCCAAGUGCCCAAGACUGUCCGUAUCCUUCACCCUGACAGUUUAACUUCAGUGUUUCUCUGUGCAGUUGCGGUCACCACAGGUGAGCACUGGGUGUGUACGUGCCAGGGAGGAGAUGGCUGGGACUACUGCACAGGAGGGCACAGCCUGGUGUCGCCAUGAAUGUUGUCUCUAUGCCAUCUCUCUGGUCCUUGAGGAGAGCCCAGAAAGAUUUGAGGACCAAGGAGGUCCUAAACAGCUUUUCCUCCAGCUGUUGCCAGUGUCCUUCUGAGCUUGGAUUCUCUGGGGAUUUCCGUCGUGGUGGGUGGACUUCACAUCAGCAGCAAUUCUGGUACAGAAUUGUAAUGUGUUUUCACUUCUCUGUAGGAUUCACCUCUCACCAGCGUCUUGUCUUAAAAGUAGGGCCAAUCUCAUGGAGCAUUUUUCUGUGUGUGUCCUUGUUGCUUUUGGCAGAAAAAGUGGAUUUGACAUGUGUGCCCCAAUGCCAUCAUGGCCCCUAGGCCAACAAUGUCAUGGUCUAAACACCAAAAAGUGAUGCCCUGCAUUCCUUCCCUGGAUGGUACCAUUUCUUCUCCGUCUCUCUUUGAUGAUUCUUUGGGACCAAAGUCCUCUCCUUAGUGCGCCUACAUCCUGUGGGCAUCACGCCACUUGGAACUUAUUGGAACUGGCCCGGCAGACUCUGCAGUCUGCGCCGUUUGAAAACCCUGAGAAAGAGACGCCACCUCAACUUGAAUCAUGACAGCCCAUCGCUCAGUCUCACCCUAAACUCACGGAGCUUGUUUCAGCUCCUCACUUCUUGACUGCAUUUGUACUAUGUUGAAAAAAUAUCCUGUCCACAAAAACACAAGCCUAACAACCUAGAAAAAGAACAGGGUACUACUGGCAUUACAGAACUUCUUUGCCUUUCAAAACAAAAGCAAAACACAGUGAACUUCACCACAGAGCUGCAUAGUAUGGGGAACUCAUCCAUCACUUUCAAAAUUAGAGUCAUUUGAUCCAAGUUUGAGUCAGACACAGUAUUUGAGCUGCACGGCUUCUGGGUUCUCCCACCUUAUUUGAUCAUAUUUGAAAGAUUAUUUCCUGUGUUUGCUUUGAUUUGUUCCUCAGUACAUUAAAAUGAUCUACACCUUGAACACUGCCCCUGUGACCUUUACUGCCCUCUCUAGAAGGUUGAUUUUGAUCAGCCUUUUGAAGAUGGGUGUUGUUUCCCUAACUUAUCUCACAGAAUUUUGAGCGUUGUAUUCGGCAAGUUCUGAGAUUUGCCUUCUAUCUUAUGCCAAACACCCCUUUCUAAGAGCUGUCCCUGCUUAGUUUUAGAAGCACUAGGGGUUUUCAUACUUAUUUUAUAGAACACCCAUUUAUAUUUAUUUCUGUAUAUAGAACUAAAAAAAAACCAAUAGUGUUAAAAAUCUUUGUUGUGGUUUGAGCAUCUUUGCUGCUUUUGGAUUAAGAUGGCGAAUCAAGACUCCACUUCCUCUCUCUUCUGUCUUUAGAAAGCUGUGAUCGUGCGUGCAAUUAUUUGAAAGGAAACAUAGUCAGUUAAGAAACCUGUAGUUGUUAAGGAAGAAAUUGUUGGCGAGAUAUCCAUACUGCCCGUAUCUCAUUGGUGCAAUAAUUAAAUAGCAAAGGAAAUCUGUAUUGGCAACUAUUAUAAUUCAAUAAUUCUUUUGUUUACUGCCCUUUUCUGUUCAGGAGUUUUCUGGAAAUUACUCCCUUUCACGUGGUUGAAUUCUUAAGUUGACCAAUUCUCAUAGCUCUUAUCACUAGAAUGGUUUGCAGAUACCCCAAACAUACUAUGAUAAAAUCAAAUUGUGCUACUUUUGACCCAUGUAAUUCACCUAAAAGUUGUAAUUGCUGACAUAGAGUACUGCCUUGAAUUUUGGUUUAAAACCUCUCUAGUUUCAAUGAUAAGUAACUCAAACAAUUCCAUAUUGUUUGAGGAAGGGGCCAUAAUCCUUCUGUAUUGUUGGCACUAAGUAAUGGGAAUUUGGCCCAGUAAGUAUGAAGGUUGUGUCGCCUAACCAACGCAGAGCAGUGCUUUUUGUGUGGCUGAGGAGAUAUGCUGAUGAAAAAAGGAAAAUUCUAGGACAAUCGUUGGCUAAAAAUCACCUUAGGAUGAAAAAUUUGAGGCAAAUUUUUUUAAAUGACAGAAAAAAAUAAUCAUCUCACUUGCUCGAAACAGGAGCCAGCACGAUCUCUGGAAGCAUCAACUAUCCCUUGUCGUGAAUGUUGAAAGCCCUUUCACUGUUUUGCAUUCUAGUUUGAAUAGUUUGUAUUGAAAUUGGAUUCCUAUCUUGUGUAUGUUUUUGGUGCAUAAAAGGGAAAAAUUGGUGUCAUUACUUUUGAAAUUUGCAGGACGAAGGGCAUGCUUUUGGUUUGCUGUAAGAUUGUAUUCUGUAUAUAUGUUUUCAUGUAAAUAAAUGAAAAUCUAUAUCAGAGUUAUAUUUUAAUUUUUAUUCUAAAUGAAAAAAACCCUUUUUACUUGAAAAGAACUGUAAGCCACAUUGUUAAUAAAGUAAAAAUAAAUUCUA
Molecule: messenger RNA, 9503 nt
Organism: Symphalangus syndactylus (siamang)
Lineage: Eukaryota; Metazoa; Chordata; Mammalia; Primates; Hylobatidae
Gene: SFMBT2
Product: Scm like with four mbt domains 2
Biological process (GO): negative regulation of DNA-templated transcription
Cellular component (GO): nucleus
Molecular function (GO): transcription corepressor activity; histone binding; chromatin binding
Source: RefSeq, a predicted model, not a curated record